GGAGUCAUGGCCAGUCCUGAGCACCCUGGAAGCCCUGGAUGGAUGGGACCCAUCGCCCAGUGCGCCACAGGGACCGAGCAGGAAGCAGCAGCCACUGGCCCAGACCUCCCAUGUCCAGGACCCGAUGAACACUUAGGUGAGCUUGAGGCUUGGGGCUUGAUCAGAGAUAGAGGUCUGAAGACAUCUGAAAUACAAAUGUGGGCCCUUCGACAGAUGCCGCGGGAGAGGGGGCAGCUUUCCUAGGUUGACAACAAGAAUUUGGUGCCAGUCAUCUUUCUGGGAGAUGGUUCCAGGAGUCAUAGCAGGGGAGCGGUAAACUGAGGAAAGGAAGGGCAGGAAGCCAGGACAGGAUGUUGAUGGAGAGAUUACUGCUGGAGGCAACUGGGCUCAGUCCCAGAGGGGGUCCUCUGCAAGACAUAUGGAACACAUCUCAGAGUCAUCCCAUCCAAGAGGUGAGGGGACCAGUCCCAUCCUUCAUCAGCCAAGGAAAGUUCCAGAACAUACCGCUUUAGCUGAAGGAAGCCCUCAGUGUGAGAGUCCUAGGUGCUUCCAGUAGAAGCCAGUGGGACAUUCUGGAACAGUGAGUGCCCAGCACCGCUAUAGUGUCAUGUCCUGGAGCAAAUUUAUUUACUCACUCGUGCAUUCCCUCAGUAUGCACCCAUGGACCGUCUGCCCUGUCCUUGGCCCUGUGCGGGGCCCUGGGGAAAACAAGAGCGAAUCAAGCACCGCAAGCCCUCCAGUGUGGUAGGGAAACAGAUCUGUGAAAAAUAAUUUGAGAUGUCACCAAAAUAGGCUGUAGGGACGAGGUGGGAGGCUCUUACUCUGAUGCAAGGGGACAGCUGAAGUGACAUCUGGGCUGGGUCUUGAAGGGCACCGGAGCCCCAUAUCCCUUGAAAUAAAAUGCACAGCGAUCUGUGCAUCUCGGCAGGGAAGGAUUCUCAUCGUUCCCAAGAUCCUCAGAAGGGCUCACCGCCCAAGGGAGGUCGAAGACACACUGUUCGGUUUGCAGACACCCCCGGCGGCCCCAGCCCCAACUCCAGCAUGACCACCGGGGAGCUGCAGGAGUACUGGCGGAAGGAGAAGCGCGGCUGGAGGCGCGUCAAGCUGCUCUUUGAGGUCGCGUCGGCCCGCAUCGAGGAGAGAAAAGUCUCCAAGUUCGUGAUGUACCAAAUCGUCGUCAUCCAGACAGGGAGUUUUGACAGCAACAAGGCCGUGCUGGAGCGGCGCUAUUCAGACUUUGAGACGCUCCAGAAAAACCUCCUCAAGACGUUCAGGGAAGAGAUCGAGGAUGUCGUCUUCCCCAAGAAGCACCUGAUGGGCAACUUCACGGAGGAGAUGAUCUCCGAGCGCAAGUUGGCCUUCAAGGAGUACCUGAGCCUGCUCUACGCCAUCCGCUGUGUGCGGCGGUCCCGCGAGUUCAUCGAUUUCCUAACCCGGCCGGAGCUCAGGGAGGCCUUUGGCUGCCUGCGAGGCGGCCAGUACACCAGGGCCCUGGACAUCCUGGUGCGCGUGGUGCCCCUGCAGGAGAAGCUGACGGCCCACUGCCCCGUAAUGGUGGUCCCCGCCCUCUGUGCCAUGCUGGUGUGCCACCGUGACCUUGAACGCCCUGCUGAAGCCUUUGCGGUGGGUGAGAGGGCCCUCCAGUGCCUGCAAGCCCGGGAGGGCCAUCGCUACUACGCCCCCCUGCUGGACGCCAUGAUCCGCCUGGCCUACACGCUGGGCAGAGACUUCGUUUCGCUGCAGAAAAGGCUGCAGGAGAGCCAGCUCCGGAAGCCCACCCCCUGGGGCCUCACCCUGAAGGAACUCGCCGUGCGGGAAUAUCUGUACUGAGCCCCUCUGGCAGGCGGGCUGGAGACUUGGGGUCACCGCUGCUCGGUGGGCGGUUUGGGGUUCACGUUUAGUGGGCAGAGCCACGUUGGACCCUAGGUUGCUGGGUGACCCUGGACAAGUCCUUCCUCUGGCCCUCCGUUUCCCCAUCUCUGUUGAACAGAGGUCCCUCGGGGCAUCCUUGGAAGCCUCCGCUCGAGUCCUGUGUCCCUUCGAUGCCAGGUUCACCUCAUCUCAAAACCACGAACCCAGCUGCCAAAAUGCCAGAGAGUGAGAUCCAUCUUUCUGGUGUUUUUGCAGGUGGCUGGAGGGGAGGUUGACAUUGCACGCCACGGACAGAGCUUAACCCAUCUCGUACAGACAGCUCUCUCCAGCCGUCCUCUCUUUCCUCUCUGCUCCUUCUCCCUUGACCUUGCCUGCAGAUAUCCCCACCGUUAUCCUAAAUAUUCCAGCUCUUCCCUCUUAGCGUGUAAACCUGACUCGGCAAAACAAAAGCUCAUCCGCUGCUCCUCAAGGCCAACUUUGUCCCUAAGAUGGGGUGUAUGGGACCCUUUGAAGGGCGGAGGGACACUGGGCUAGAACAUAAUCAUGUCAUAAGAUUCUGUGAAACGAGGCAUUUUUAGGAAGGGAAGUUGCCCACGAUUCUCUGGUUAGGAUUACGCAACUCAUUGCCGGGUUGGGUUUUCAUUUAUGGGCAGCUGGCCCCCAAAUAGGCUCCCUGAGUUAUGUAGACACAGCCCUGAAGGGAGGUGGGGUGAUACACGGUGGGACCUCUGGGUAGGACACUGAUUGAAUGCUUAACACCUCCGCAUUGAGGAACAAUGUUCUUGGAACCUCUGUGCCGGAUGGGGAUGCCCUUGGCCGAAGUCUGCUUUCAGGAAAGGACACCGAGAGCCCAGAGUUGAGGGGAGUCUGGACCCAUAACCCAGGCUCGACACUGGUCCUGAAGCUGAUGGUGCAGGCUGGUUUGGGCCAAUGUGUGUUUGCGGCUAGAAGUCCCUGGAGACCUAAACCAUCUGCUUGAACUUAUCAGAGCAAAAUAAAGAGGCUGUAACCUGGACCCGUAAUGUGGGGCACCAGCCUGGCCUGUGUGAGGAUCUGGCUCAGCACGGGGAUCACAGUGGCCGUGGACGGGCAUCCGCCAAGCUGCACCGGAACGUGUUCAACCGCGACACCGUGUGGCGGCAGCUGUAGCGGCCCGAUCAGGCUCUGGCCUCGAGGCUAGAAACAUCUGAUGAUACCUGGGGACAGAGAAAGCUUCAAGUCCCUCAAUUUACGCAGGGAGGACACUUUGAAUGGGAGAUGCCAGGCUUCUUGAAAAUCUGGGCGUGUGGGAAAUUACAGUGUUAAGUGGAAAUACAAAGGGCCGUGACUCUACUUGUUGUGGUGAAGAA
Prionailurus viverrinus (fishing cat) is the source of this 3221-nucleotide messenger RNA. RefSeq names its product sorting nexin 20 (gene SNX20). Gene Ontology annotation, biological process: protein transport. The transcript has 3 exons. Gene Ontology annotation, cellular component: early endosome membrane. The record is from RefSeq and is a predicted model, not a curated record. Lineage: Eukaryota; Metazoa; Chordata; Mammalia; Carnivora; Felidae. Bases 901 to 1830 code for a protein of 309 amino acids. Gene Ontology annotation, molecular function: phosphatidylinositol phosphate binding.